UUCAAAGGGAAACCUCUCCAUCUUGGUCGCCCAUACCGGCAUUCGGUGUCCCGCUGCUUCAGCCGGCGCCGUUACGGUGCAAGGCUUCGCCAUUGUAAAAUCUCUCCUCUCGUCUCCUCUCCUCUCUCUCCUCUCUUCUCGUCUCGCAUCUUUCAGGCGUUGGAAUCUCGAAUCUCGACUUGGAGUAACUGGCAUAUACCCAAAAACGGCGGCUGCUUUCUAUCCCGGACCCAUGAACUUCACUAUCUCCUUUUCUACGACUCGUUUCAUCGACUCGGCGGCCCUUUGAAGCUGCUCACAGCCAACUUCUACUUUCUACUUUCUUGGAAGUCUUUUUUUAUUUCUUUAGUAGCCUGAUACGGCACUCAUCCGUCCUUCGGCGCCACCUCAUUCUCAAGUCCGCGGCGACAUAAGAAACCAAGCGCGAGAGAUGUUGAUCAAAGGAGAAAAGUAUGCCUGCGAGGCAUGUGUGCGGGGCCAUCGAGUCAGCAACUGCCAGCAUGCUGACAGGCCACUGCAGCACAUCAAUAAGAAGGGUCGUCCAGUCUCACAAUGCGCUCACUGUCGAACUCUACGCAAAUCUCGGUCAGCCCAUGUCCGUUGCGACUGCGGCGGCGAAAAGACCCACGCCAAGAGCGCUUGUACACAUGAUGGGGAUUCUCAGGACAACUGCUGUUGCAGCCACGGCGCCCGGUGCUCCUGCGCCAUCAAGAAGGAACACCUGGAUCCUGUUCCCGAGUCCGACUCUGAUGAGGCCCUGCCUCGUUCGGUCGCAAGAAGGCCUCGUGCACAUACAGCCCAGUCAGAAUCGGGUCUUACGGUCUUCACGAACGGGCACCACAAGCCAGUGCACAAGCACAACAACAUGGCCCACCAGUGUGGGUUGCCAUAUGUUGUACCGAGGGCACAUUCCAUUCAUGGUCCUUCAACAUCUGGUUUGGCUAACAGAUCUGUUGACAAUCUACCGCACACGAGCACCAUUGAUGCGUUGCACAGCGAAUCUCAUAUUAAGGACUCAAUGGUUAGCGCACAACAAGAGCAGCGCAUGGUGAAGUCUGAACACGGGUCUCCUCUCCAGAGCCCAACGUCAAACCUAGACCAGCUCAAUGGACUUCUCCCGCCUUUGGAUCUUUCCGGCGUUCCCGGGGAUUAUAGCUUCCUGCAAAACCUGGAUGGAUUUUCGAGUAUUCCAGAUCAUGAGCAGCCGCUGUUCUCUGCUGGUCUGAGCUCAGCUUCUGUCGAUUGGUCCCACUAUGAUGGUCUCGAUUUCAACAAUGACAAUUUUGGAGCUUCGUCCUAUAGCCAGGCUCCUUCGUUCACUGGAUUUGAUUUUGCGAGCGCCGAGCAACCCGCUCUGACUACUACUUCCACGUCUGGGGAAAUGUCAGAGGUCGAAGAUUUCGGGUUUCUAAAUGAGAUUGGAGCGAACCCCCCGACUGUGCUAAACAAUCAAUACGGAUCCGACCUUGAUAACUCGGACUUUAGUGAAAUAGAUGCAUACCGUCUCAGCACUGCGUCUUCAUACAUGGGCUUACCGCAGGCACAGCUGCUUAGCAGCAACAACAUCGAAGCUCUUGACAUGGACGCUUUCUUAAAAGGUGUUGCCACAGCCAACAGCCAUGCGAGUUCUAAUCACGGCCUGCCUCUUGGCACUCUUGGUGAAGAUGUCAAGGCUGGGCAGACACUGCCCAACUUUGACGAUAACAACACGAUCCGGCUCCUUUCCACAGGGGAAGAGAAUGAAGCUUUCUGGAUAAAUGACUUUCCAUCCAGCAACAACAACCGUGGUCUGGGUGACUUAUCAGAAGACAAUGUGUGGGUGGCUCAAUAACACGUGUGGAAAAGGCAACAGGCCUUCAAGCGAAUAUUUGUUCUCUCUGAGAUUGCCGUCUGCCGACGACUUGAAGUAUUCCUUAGGAUACAAUACGAAGAUUUUGUGGCGAGGAGAUAACAGCACUUUCUAGAUGUUUAUAGACCUGUUUCAACGUC
This is a messenger RNA of Amorphotheca resinae ATCC 22711, 1989 nucleotides long. RefSeq lists its product as hypothetical. The transcript is spliced from 3 exons. Gene Ontology annotation, cellular component: nucleus. Gene Ontology annotation, molecular function: DNA-binding transcription factor activity, RNA polymerase II-specific; RNA polymerase II cis-regulatory region sequence-specific DNA binding; copper ion binding. Gene Ontology annotation, biological process: intracellular copper ion homeostasis; intracellular iron ion homeostasis; positive regulation of transcription by RNA polymerase II. The record is from RefSeq and is a predicted model, not a curated record. Lineage: Eukaryota; Fungi; Ascomycota; Leotiomycetes; Helotiales; Amorphothecaceae. The coding region runs from base 431 to 1831 and encodes 466 amino acids.